AUGAACAACACCGCAACCAGACACAAGAGACCAAAAACACCCAGCAAAAGCCUCUCCGCAAACAGUCCUUUACAUUCAAACAAGAGAGUAAAAACGAGACAAAGCGAUAGAAACUGCUUGGAGACCAGACACCCUAUACGGGAGAAAAGUGGUCUUCUUUACGGCCGUAACUCAACGCAUUCUCAUGGGAAUAAUAUAACGAUUCUUGGGGGAUCUCUAUACGAAGAUGCCAAGUUAUACAGAAUGAAUCUGAGACAAGAUCCUGAGAUAUACGAGGAGUUAUAUGGAGUAUCUCCUUUCAAUGUGCCGAAGAUGCAUUCGGAAACGUGUGCCUUGCUUAAUGACCAUGCUACGGUUUUGGCUUCAGGAAACUAUCAGUUUACUUCCAUUUUUGAACAGGGGUUUAAGCGGUUUAUAGCGGCUCUGAAAAUUGCUAAAUUUCCCCCAUAUGAUUACUUCCGGUCGAACCUCAAUGGCGACAUUGAAGAUGAGCACCCAGUACUCAUGAGGCUCAGAGCACGGCAUUGGGCUUUUGAGGAAGCCUUUAAGCAAGAAGUCAGAUACGUUGGUAGCACAAGAUAA
Messenger RNA from Aspergillus caelatus, 582 nucleotides. RefSeq lists its product as uncharacterized. The transcript is spliced from 4 exons. Lineage: Eukaryota; Fungi; Ascomycota; Eurotiomycetes; Eurotiales; Aspergillaceae. The record is from RefSeq and is a predicted model, not a curated record. Bases 1 to 582 code for a protein of 193 amino acids.